This is a messenger RNA of Rhinichthys klamathensis goyatoka, 5064 nucleotides long. RefSeq names its product E3 ubiquitin-protein ligase HECW1. Gene Ontology annotation, molecular function: ubiquitin-protein transferase activity; protein binding. Gene Ontology annotation, biological process: regulation of dendrite morphogenesis. The coding region runs from base 215 to 4870 and encodes 1551 amino acids. The record is from RefSeq and is a predicted model, not a curated record. The transcript is spliced from 29 exons. NCBI's taxonomy places the organism in Eukaryota, Metazoa, Chordata, Actinopteri, Cypriniformes, Leuciscidae.
GUCGCUGCGCGCGGUGCUGAUGCGGGAGAGUGACGCUGCUCGCGCGCUCUGUCUCGAUGGGUUUCCUCGGGAUGUUUCUGUUUCUGCUCGGGAUUAUCGCGUUUGGGAUGUAGGAUCAGCUUUAGUUGGAGGAUGAUUCACAGCCAGCUCGCACUGUCACCGUGACUCCUGACCUUCUCCUCAGGGUUUGAUGUGCGUGAGUUGCUGACUCAUAAUGCUGCUACACCUGUGUAGUGUGAAGAACCUGUACCAGAGCCGGCUCGUGGGCCUGGCGUCGAUGGCCUCUCCGUCCAGGAGCGCUCAGACCCGGCGCCGCUGUAAGGAUGGGUCCCGGCUCGGCUUGGCUCACACUGAAGCGCUGGUUCUGCCCCGAUCCACCAGUGACACGGAUCUGGUGUCCCUGCAGACCCGGUCCACCCUGACCGUCAGCUCCUCCCUCUUCUGCCUCGGCCAAUCAGAGGACAUCGUCAUCAGCUGGGACGUCACCGAGGAGGUGGACGCCGGAGACUGGAUCGGCAUGUACCUUAUUGACGAGGUUCUGUCAGAAAACUUUCUGGACUACAAGAGUCGAGGAGUGAGCGGCUCGCACCGAGGCCAGAUCGUGUGGAGGAUCGACGCCAGCUUGUACUUUAUGGAGGCCGAGACGAAGGUUUGCUUCAAAUAUUAUCAUGGUCUGAGUGGAGCUCUCAGAGCCACAACACCCAGCGUGACAGUGAGGAACCCCUCGUCCUCUGCUCUGAAGCCGGUCAUCAGUGCAGAUCUCCCUCAGACUGGCAGCCGGAGGCUCAUCAGCUUCUCUCUGUCAGGCCUUCAGGCAGUCGGUCUAAAGAAAGGGAUGUUCUUUAAUCCCGACCCAUAUCUGAAGAUCUCCAUCCAGCCGGGAAAGCACAGCAUCUUCCCAGCUCUUCCUCAUCACGGACAGGAGAAACGGUCCGGCAUCAUCUGCAACACGGUCCAGCCCGUCUGGAAGAGAGAGAGAUUUAGCUUUGUGUCCCUGCCGACGGACGUUUUGGAGAUUGAGGUAAAAGAUAAAUUUGCCAAGAGCAGACCCAUCAUCAAACGCUUUCUGGGAAAGUUGGUCGUGCCUGUACAGAGGCUGCUGGAGAAGAAUGCUAUCGGGGACCGUGUGGUGAGUUACACUUUAGGCCGACGGCUCCCAACAGAUCAUGUCAGCGGCCAGUUGCAGUUUCGUUUUGAGAUAACCUCAUCAAUUCAUCCAGAUGAUGAAGAAGUAUCCCUCAAUGCAAUGCCAGUGUUUGAUGUGGUACCUGACCAGGAGGCUGAGCUGGAGCCCGACGAGGACCAACCAGGAGCUUCUGAUCUGCCUAUGGAAGAUGCAUUGAGUUUGGGACCUGACAUCCAGGAGCCGCCUGCCGAAAGUCCUCUCGAAGUAGAGACCCAAGAUGCUGUGCUGCUUACUUCAAUAGCUGAUCCCCAACCGGAAGCUGAAGGAUCAGCCGAUGAGCUUGUAACAGCUCAAGGAGAGACACUAUUGAGUGAUGCCACUCAAGGAGAAACUGAGGAGCAAGACCCUGGAAAAAUAGAGUCCAAUGAAACUGUGACUGAGACUCCUUUGGAGGAACUGGAGAACCAUGAUGCUGAAGACACAUGUGGAGAUGAAAUGGGAGCAACUGGAGAGCAUGCAGAGAUUGAGAGAAGCUCAGAGCAUGUUGACACAAGGGUGGAAGGAGAUGGGAAUGAGGAAGAACCCUGUUCCCCAAGGAUGCGAGGUGCCUUGAAGCGAAAAAGCCGACCCUGUUCGCUUCCAGUGUCCGAAUUAGAGACAGUCAUCGCCUCAGCCUGUGAAGAACCCGAGACGCCACGGUCUCACUACAUCCGCAUUCAUCAUUUGCUGCACAGCUUGCCGUCAGCUCAAUGCCACCAUGACAGCCAAGAUGAAGACGAAGUUCUUGAUCCAGAAUCAGAGGAAAUCACUGUCAAACCCCAAGAGGACAAAGAGGAGGAUGAAGAUGAGGUGUCUGAAGCUCAGUCUCCGUCAAUCGUGCCCGAGUGUCCUAGACCGUGUUGCAGGCGUACCUUACCACGUAGCCUCUCCAUCGAGCGCUUGUCCGAACUCAACCAACUCCUGGAGGGGGAAAGACCCUCACCUCGCACCCUUCGGCCGGACAGCGAAGACGGGGAAGUGUGUGUAAGCAGAAGGGAUCCUCGAGUGAGUGAGUGUGAACUGUGUGACAACUCCUGCUACAGCACUUCCUGCUACAGCACUUCCUGUUACAGCACUUCCUGUUACAGUAACUCGGGUUACGAGGGUCGUAACCACCUGUGCAGCCACACACGUCUCUCUUCGGUCGACAGCACACGCCUGUCGGAGAGCACUGUCUUCUCCUCGCAGGAGGAAGAGGAGGAAGAGAACAGUGCUUUUGAAUCCGUCUCGGACUCGAUGCAGAGUCCAGAGAUCAGGGAGCCAGGAGACGGGUCGGUUCAGUGGAGGGAGUCGUCCUCAGAGGACAGUCCCCAGAGAGAAGGGGCGGUGGAGGUGUCGCCAGGAGCUGGGCCCAGUGUUACCUCAUCAGGCAGUUGUCAUUUGCAGAUCAGUCAUCAUGCGUUCACUCAUCUUCCUGAUCCCCAUCAUUACACAAGUGUUGAUCAACCAUUACCACCAAACUGGGAAGCGCGGAUAGACAGCCACGGCCGUGUCUUCUACGUGGAUCAUGUGAACCGCAGCACCACAUGGCAGAAGCCGAUCCAUGCGGCCAAACGCUCCGGCAUCCCGAGAUCCGGAUCCACACACCAGAUGGAGCAGCUCAACCGCAGGUACCAGAACAUCCAGCGGACGAUGGCCAGCGAAGACGAGCCGCAGAGGAACACCGCUGGAGACGCCGAGAGGGACGCCACCACACACACCGCAGAUCCGAGAAGAGAAGGUUGUUCGUCUCCUGUGAACACUCAGAACGUCACGCUUCUGCUCCAGUGUCCCACCGUCAAGUUCGUCACACACCCAGAAUUCUUCACGGUCCUCCAUGCAAACUACGGUGCUUAUAGGAUGUUUACUAACAGCACCUGCCUGAAGCACAUGAUCCUGAAAAUACGGCGAGACGCGCGCAACUUUGAGCGAUAUCAACACAACCGGGACCUCGUCACUUUCCUCAACAAAUUCUCUGAUACUCAGCUGGAGCUCCCGAGAGGCUGGGAGAUCAAGACUGACCCGCAGGGCAAGUCAUUCUUCGUGGACCACAACAGUCGGGCAACGACCUUCAUUGACCCCAGGAUUCCCCUUCAGAACGGACGACUGCCCAACCACCUCACACACAGACAACACUUACAGAGACUGCGCAGCUAUAGUGCCGGAGAGGCAUCAGACGUGUCCCGCAGCAGAGGAUCUUCUCUGGGGAACAGACCUGGAAACAGUCCAAACCAGCCGGACUCAGUGCCUCUGGCUUACAAUGACAAGAUUGUGGCUUUCCUCCGCCAGCCAAACAUACUGGACACACUGCAGGAACGGCAGCCUAGUCUCGCCAGGAAUCACACACUCAGGGAGAAAAUCCAUUACAUCAGGACUGAAGGUCCUCAAGGUGUUGAAAAGCUGUCGUGUGACGCCGACCUGGUCAUGCUGUUGAGUCUCUUUGAUGACGAGAUCAUGUCGUUUAUUCCAUCUCACUCCUUCCACCCCGGCCUGAGCUUCUCCCCUCGCUGCUCUCCUGGAUCCUCGCCUCAGAGUUCACCUGGCUUGCAGAGGGCCAGAGCGCCGGCUCCGUACCGCAGAGACUUUGAGGCAAAACUGCGCAAUUUUUACAGAAAGCUGGAGGCUAAAGGCUACGGCCAGGGGCCCGGGAAAAUUAAGCUCAUCAUCCGAAGGGAACACUUACUGGAAGGCACUUUUAAUCAAGUAAUGGCGUACUCGCGUAAAGAGCUCCAGAAAAACAAGCUCUACAUUGCCUUUGUGGGAGAGGAAGGUUUGGACUACAGCGGGCCAUCGCGGGAAUUCUUUUUCCUGUUGUCUCAGGAGAUGUUUAACCCGUACUACGGUCUGUUUGAGUACUCGGCCAAUGACACGUAUAUGGUGCAGAUCAGCCCCAUGUCUGCAUUUGUAGAGAACCAUUUGGAAUGGUUCCGUUUCAGCGGCCGUAUUUUGGGUCUGGCUCUGAUCCACCAGUAUCUAUUGGAUGCUUUCUUCACCCGUCCUUUCUACAAAGCCCUACUCAGACUAGUGACAGAUUUGAGUGAUUUGGAAUACCUGGAUGAGGAGUUCCACCAGAGCUUACAAUGGAUGAAGGACAACGACAUCACUGACAUCUUGGAUCUAACGUUUACAGUCAAUGAGGAGGUCUUUGGACAGGUGACGGAGAGGGAACUGAAGUCGGGGGGCUCCAAUAUCCAAGUGACAGAGAAGAACAAGAAGGAGUACAUUGAGCGAAUGGCAAGAUGGAGGGUGGAGAGAGGGGUUAUGCAGCAGACCGAAGCCCUUGUAAGAGGUUUCUAUGAGGUCGUAGACUCCCGUCUGGUUUCAGUGUUCGAUGCUCGGGAGCUGGAGUUGGUCAUUGCAGGAACGGCUGAGAUCGAUUUGAACGACUGGAGAUCCAACACAGAAUAUAGAGGAGGUUACCAUGAUGGGCACAUUGUGAUGCGCUGGUUCUGGGCCGCGGUGGAGCGCUUCAACAAUGAGCAGAGGUUGCGUUUGCUCCAGUUCGUGACGGGCACGUCCAGUGUCCCCUAUGAGGGAUUCGCAGCGCUGAGGGGGAGCAACGGCCUGAGGCGCUUCUGCAUCGAGAAGUGGGGAAAGAUAACCUCUCUGCCAAGGGCUCACACGUGCUUCAACCGUCUGGAUCUGCCUCCCUAUCCAUCGCACACGAUGCUGUACGAGAAGCUCCUGACGGCGGUGGAGGAGACCAGCACCUUUGGUCUGGAGUGAAGAAGGGACACUUGGUGGAGAAUAGAUUUUUUUUUUAAUUACUGUAAAUAAAUUGUUUUUUCAAUAACUCAAGCCACAAGAGACUUUUUAAAGAUUUUUAAAGUAAAUAAAUCUGGGCAUUUUGUUUUUAAAUGACUUGAAAUAGCAUGUUUCUGCACUAAAAUACAAGAUAUGUAGUACUUUUCUGUAUUUGC